AUGAAUCUGUCGGAAAGCGAAGCAAAAACGAGGCGAACAAUUAUAAAGGCGACUCUCACGCGACUUAAAACAUAUUUAGAAUCGGCACAAUCAGCGCGCGCGACAAAAUUCGAAUUAAUCGAGCGUAAAAAAAAGAUAGCGAAUUUGUUUGAGCAAUAUGACGAGGUGCAAGCGCGACUCGAGUGUUUGACAAUAGAUUCAGAUCCAAAUUCGGCCGCUACUCAUGCAGAAGAUCGUGCACGCGUUGAAGAGGCGUAUUUUCAGCUCAUGGCUUUAUACGAGCAGCGUAUUAAUUUAGUUGAACAAUCUCAAGUAGAAUCUCAAUCGACCACUAAUGCUCGUAAUCUAGUCACACAUCAAAAUAAUUCAGAAUCAAAUAUUCGAUUGCCAAAGAUACAAUUGCCUAUCUUUUCAGGGUCAUAUGAAGAUUGGUACACAUUCCAUGAUUCAUUUGACAAAUUAAUUCACAUGAAUGAAAGCUUAUCAACCAUCCAAAAAUUUCAUUAUUUGCGCUCAUCACUAAAAGACAAAGCCGCGGAAGUUAUUAAAUCUUUUGAUAUCACAACCGAGAAUUACGCGGAAGCAUGGCAAUUAUUGAAUGAACGUUUCGAUAAUAGAAGACGUAUAGUGCAGACACAUGUCAGGGCUAUAUUUGAAAUUGCUCCAAUACACAAGGAAAAUUGUACGGCAUUGCGUGGUUUAUUAGAUAACGUACUCAAACAUUUUAGAGCCCUUAAGGCAUUACAAAGACCCGUUGACACUUGGGAUGAUAUGUUGGUUCAUUUAGUUUUAACUAAGCUUGAUUCCAUUACAGUGAAGGAGUGGGAAACUAAUCGAGCAGAUGCAACAGUACCCACAUUUAAGGAGCUUAUGGACUUUUUGGCAAAAAGAUGUCAGGCAUUGGAAACGAUAUCGAAUAAGGCAUCAAACGUGGAUGCGACAAACACUUCCCAGAAGGCCAAGCAUGGUGCUCAUGUAGCCACAGCCAAUCAAUCUUGCAUUCAUUGCAAAAGUAAGCAUUUCAUAUAUCAGUGUGAAUCAUUUCGUAAGCUUCCUGUAGAAAAACGUUUUGAAAUUGUAAAGAAUGCGCAUUUGUGUAUCAAUUGUUUGAGAUCAGGGACACAUCAGGCAAAAAAUUGUUCAUCGGGCCUUUGCCGCAAAUGUGGAAAGGCGCAUAACACUUUGUUACAUUUUGACUCGAAAUUUGAUACAACAAAGGGUGAUCAGUCAGUUACGUCUUCAACUAAAGACACAAAUGAAUCUUCAUCGAAUUCGUCGCCAAUUGUUACUCAAUGUACUCAAAUUGAUAGUCCUUCUAAAAUUUUUCUGUCAACUGCUAUUGUCGAUGCAUAUGAUUCCGAGAAUCAAACACACGGUUGCAGAAUUUUGUUAGACAGCGGCUCUCAAUUAAAUUUUGUCACUGAAGGCUUCGUAGAAAAACUUCAACUUGAAGGCCGCGCUUUUCGCAUCUCGAUCUCCGGAGUAGCGGAAGGAAAGUUUGAAUCAAGAAAGAUAGUCAAUGUUAAUUUUCGAUCAAGAGUAAACGCGUAUAGUACUAGUGUCGAGUGCGUAGUUCUUCCGAACAUUACACAAAAAUUACCACAGGAAUUUUGUUCUGCAUCUGAAUUUAAAAUCCCAUCAAACAUAAUACUUGCUGAUCCUAAUUUUAAUAUUCCGAGUGAGAUCGAUAUGCUCAUAGGAGCACAAUUAUUUUGGCAACUUAUUUGCGUCGGACAAAUCAAGGCAUGUAAAACCCAUCCUACUUUACAGAAAACCAAGCUGGGUUGGGUAAUCUCCGGCGUAUCACACAAUUUUUCCAAUGUGGCAAUGGCCGCAUGCCAUCUUACAGCAGUAGAUAAAUUGAAUGAAUCCAUUUCUAAGUUUUGGGAGAUUGAGCAUAACUUCUCAUUGCCUAAUACCAAUUACACUACCAACGAACAAAUAUGUGAAACGCAUUUUCAGCAAAAUACUCGGCGCAAUGUAGAAG
Messenger RNA from Cyphomyrmex costatus, 1987 nucleotides. RefSeq lists its product as uncharacterized. Lineage: Eukaryota; Metazoa; Arthropoda; Insecta; Hymenoptera; Formicidae. The annotation marks the transcript as partial. The transcript has a single exon. The record is from RefSeq and is a predicted model, not a curated record.